Canis lupus familiaris (dog) is the source of this 2308-nucleotide messenger RNA. It is a transcript of the gene NSUN6, whose product is annotated as NOP2/Sun RNA methyltransferase 6. The transcript has 11 exons. The record is from RefSeq and is a predicted model, not a curated record. Gene Ontology annotation, biological process: RNA methylation. Gene Ontology annotation, molecular function: methyltransferase activity; RNA binding. NCBI's taxonomy places the organism in Eukaryota, Metazoa, Chordata, Mammalia, Carnivora, Canidae. The coding region runs from base 493 to 1902 and encodes 469 amino acids.
CAAGCCGGAAGCGGCUUUCCGCUGAGAACCUGGGGGCGCGGUUUUGGAAAUGAGGUCCGAAGGCUGAAUGCGGCUCGAGCGAAGCCCAUCUAUCUUCCAGGCCUGUUCACAAUGGAUUAGCUUGUCACUUUUUUUUCUUUUAUUCUUUUGCCCCACCCCCCCGUGUAUUUUCUGCGACGUGAGAGACCUGGCCUCAGGGUAAUUUCCGCGAACGUCCCUAAGGGAGGACCAAGGAUGGGUGUCUUGGAGGCGAGGCCGCGGCUCUAACUGGCUACGCUGGGGAAGCGCGGAGGUACCCCCGCAGUCCCGAAUGGGUCUUGGAAAGAGCGGCGCGAUUUUCCUGGCCGGCUGGUGGUCCCGGCACGUGUGGGUGGUUACUUGUCACGACGCUGCUCACUGUUAAUUCGGAAAGAGAAAAAAAAAAAAAAAAAAACAGCAAAAAUCACCGUUUUCCAGCACUUUUCUUGGAGGAGAACAAAGCAAUAGGGAAAGAUGUCUGUUUUCCCUAAAAUAUCCUUGAGACUUGAGGUUGAAAAGUAUCUUAAAGAAGGUUUUCUGAAUAAGGAGGUUAUAUCUGCUUUUGGUAAACAAGAAGCAGAAAGGAAAUUUGAAGCUCUGUUAAAUCACUUAUCGCAUCCUCCAUCAUUCACAACUGUCAGAGUAAAUACACAUCUAGCCUCAGUGCAACAGGUGAAAGAUCUGUUGUUUCAUGAACUUCAGAAGCAGUUUAACGGAUUAAGUGUUCCUAUUCUUCAACAUCCAGACCUUCAGGAUGUCUUGCUCAUUCCUGUUAUUGGACCCAGGAAGAAUAUAAAAAGGCAACGUUGUGAAGCAAUUGUUGGAGCACAGUGUGGCAAUGCAGUACUAAGAGGAGCCCAUGUCUAUGUUCCCGGAAUUGUGUCAACUUCAAAAUUUAUGAAAGCUGGAGAUGUUACUUCUGUAUACUCUGAUAUUAAAGGCAAAUGUAAGAAAGGAGCCAAAGAAUUUGAUGGAACAAAAGUAUUUCUUGGAAAUGGGAUUUCUGAACUAAGCCGCAAAGAAAUCUUCAGUGGGGUACCUGAACUGAAAGGUAGAGGCAUACGAAUGACAGAACCCGUAUAUCUCAGCCCCUCAUUUGACAACGUACUGCCCCGCUACUUAUUUUUACAGAAUUUGCCAUCUGCUGUAGUAACUCAUGUUCUGGAUCCUCAACCUGGAGAAAAGAUUCUAGAUUUGUGUGCAGCACCUGGAGGCAAAACAACACACAUUGCAGCAUUAAUGCGGGAUCAGGGAGAAGUAAUAGCACUGGAUAAAAUAUCCAACAAAGUGGAAAAAAUAAAACAGAAUGCUUUAUUGUUAGGGCUGAAUUCCAUCAAGGCAUUUUGCUUCGAUGGAACAAAGGCUCUUAAAUUCGAUAUGGUUGAAAAAGCUGAAGGAAACCCUCCAUUCUUACCAGAAUCCUUUGACCGAAUUCUUCUUGAUGCACCAUGCAGUGGAAUGGGACAGAGACCAAACAUGGCUUGUUCUUGGACUUUAAAAGAAGUGACAUCAUAUCAACCAUUACAGAGAAAACUCUUCACUGUGGCAGUUCAACUGCUGAAGCCGGGGGGCGUGCUGGUUUAUAGCACAUGCACGAUCACGCUGGCAGAAAAUGAAGAACAGGUUGCAUGGGCCCUCAGAACAUUUCCUUGCCUUCAGCUUCAGCCCCAGGACCCACAGAUUGGAGGAGAAGGAAUGAUGGGUGCUGGCCUUUCAUUUGAACAGCUGAAACAGCUGCAGCGGUUUGAUCCAUCCGUUGUGCCAUCAUGGGACACCGACAUUGAUUCUCUCAGAGAUGCCAGAAUAGAAGACAUGAUUGGGCUGGCAAAUAAGGAUUGUAUAGGGUUUUUUAUUGCAAAAUUCAUAAAAUGCAAAAGCACAUAGGAGGAUCUCCUUAGAAAUCAAAAUGUCAAACAUUCUCUGUAUAGUUUUCUUUUUUUUUUUUUUCCACCCCCAAAAAAAGGGUCAGGCUGGGUGAUUGAUGGCAUAGUUGCUAAGGAAACAGAAAAGGCUGCCAGUGGUUGUACCAGGGAUCAAUGAUCAAGAGACUACUUCAUGGAGGAUAUAGCAGUUGGGGGUGGUAUGAGAUUAUACUUUGUGUUUUUUAAAUAAUUUUUUUCUUAAGGAUUUAGCAUAGUAUAAAGAAAAGGAGAUGCCUACAGAUAUUUGGAGCAUAUUUUCAUUUGGGGUUGUGUGUUUUAAUGUGUAAAGAAUACAAGUCCUUCUUAAUGGUAAAAUUUGUGAUUGUGACAAAAGGAAUAAAAUGAGCAAUAUUUAAUUUGGUAAAAAA